AUGCUCCCCAGUGAUGGGAUCACGGGCGGCUAUCAGGGCCAGUCCCUGACCAUGAAGAUCACCAUCGCAACCUUGGCCGGGAUCACUUGGUAUAAUGCUUUCGAACUGAUCAUUCUCAUCUUUGUCAACUUCGCUCCCUACCAAGGUCUCUAUUUCUGGAGUCUCCUCAUCUCCUCCUCGGUCGGGCUGAUUCCCUACUCGCUCGGCUUCCUUCUCAAGUUCUUCCAACUGACAACGGUGACAUGGUUACCCGUCACUCUGUUGACCGUCGGCUGGUCGGCCGUGGUCAUCGGGCAGUCUCUGGUGCUCUACUCCCGCCUGCAUCUCAUCCUGGAGAACCAGCGCGUGCUGCAGCGCGUCCUCUUGAUGAUCCUGGUCAAUGCGGUGUUGUUGUUGGUUCCGACCACCGUCUUGGCAUACGGGGCCAACCUCACCCCACCCAGCGUGUCUUUGGUCAACUACAAGUCCGCAUACGACGUGAUGGAUAAGAUUCAACUCACGGGCUUCUCCAUUCAAGAGUUCAUCAUCUCCGGACUCUACAUUCGGGAGACGGUGCGCUUGGUCCGGACCGAUGUCGACCAGGCCAAGCGCAAGAUCCUGUACCAGCUGCUGCUGGUCAACCUGAUGAUUAUCAUCAUGAACUUGGGUCUCCUCGUCGUCGAGUUCCACAAUUAUUAUAUCAUGGAGACCAUGUUAAAGGGCACCUUCUACAGUAUCAAGCUGAAGCUCGAAUUCGCCGUCCUGGGCAAGUUGGUCGAAGUCGUCCACAAUCCCGUCUGGAAGCCCGAGUCGUUUUCCAGCCCACGAGCACUGCCUGAUUUCGUGGAUGCCACCCGUGUGACCUCGGAUCUCACCCGCGCCGCUCCGGUUGAUUCGCGCCCCAUGCGAGCGUGGCUGGAAGAUGACAUUUCUAUCGCCAUGUUUGAGCACAUGCCUCCGUCCGAGGCGCAGAUGAUGGCCUCGUCCAAGGCCCAGGUGUGGCACAGCGAGACGCAGUUCAAUGGCGCUUCUCGUGCGAUCGACUUUUCCAACCCCUUUCACCCUCAACAUCAUCAACACCUUCCCCCUCAGAAACACGCCCAAGUGAGCGAGAAGAUGGACAAGCCGGGGUGA
Penicillium oxalicum is the source of this 1113-nucleotide messenger RNA. RefSeq lists its product as uncharacterized. Lineage: Eukaryota; Fungi; Ascomycota; Eurotiomycetes; Eurotiales; Aspergillaceae. Bases 1 to 1113 code for a protein of 370 amino acids. The transcript has a single exon. The record is from RefSeq and is a predicted model, not a curated record.